Aspergillus versicolor CBS 583.65 is the source of this 1851-nucleotide messenger RNA. RefSeq lists its product as uncharacterized. Bases 278 to 1819 code for a protein of 513 amino acids. The transcript has a single exon. Lineage: Eukaryota; Fungi; Ascomycota; Eurotiomycetes; Eurotiales; Aspergillaceae. The record is from RefSeq and is a predicted model, not a curated record.
CCAGAUGACCAGGCGGGAGAACUGGUUCAUGUAGGGAGUCACACCCCUGCUGAGCCUCGCAUUUCCAUCAUGAUGUGGCGAUAACGAUCCCAAUAAUUACGGUGUGGACGAAGCCUAACAUGUUGUCCUUCAACCCUGUAAUCCUCGCCACAUGUUAUUAGAAAUGCCCGACGUCUAGCGGAUUUGUUCAUGUGUGAAACUCGAGAAAUGAGUCACCUAAUGUAUAUUUGCUCGCAUUUCAUACAUAUGUAGCUGGCUAUUUCCGGUGUUGUUUGGAAUGCCAUCCAUCAGCUCUUCUGCUCUGGCAACAUCACUCCUCAUGGCCCACGAUACGCCGGAUUUCAGCGCCUACCAGGGGAAGCAGAACAACAACACCGGUGGGGGCGCCCAGCUCAACAAUAACAACUUCCAUGGGACAGUGAACUUUGUUUCUGUGCAAUCACAAGGACACCCUGGACCGCCUGAAGAAGGGAUCCAACGGGCAUAUGAGUCCUUGGAGAAGCGGCCUGGGAACCAACUUCCAGCUACGCCGGAUUAUUUGCAUCCCACUCAGUCUCUUGGUCGUCAAAAAAUGUCCUCUGAUGCGAAGACACAUUCUGCUACAGCACUGGAAGACGAACUUCCUCGUUUUCCCCUUCCGCCCAUCCCUGGCCCCGAUCACUUUAUUCCAUUAGGGCCUGGGUUUGGGGAAUCAGAGGAGCGGCAAGGCCUACUUCUAAAUUCUCAUAAAUUAGAAAUUAUAGUGGGGCAAAGGGUUGUGCUAGCGUUUUCUAAUACGCAGAAGAGACCGCCCCUUGUGCAUGAGGCUGCUCAGUAUUGGUUUGAGAAACAUCAAUACCGGGACACAAGGAAAGGGCUACGCUAUUCUGGCGGAACUUUCACCGAUGAAGGGCGACAGAGCAUGCGAAGUGCCGCUCACUUUUCCUCUAUCUCGCACGAGUCUCGCAUGUUGGCACUACUGGAGACCAUGCCGACGGAUACCAGCCCUAAGGUCCAACCUGCCAACGUAUAUGAGUCCGAGAUGCAGUCUAUCACUUCACCUCCGCAAACUUCCGCGAGUAUUGCACCCACGACUCCUAGCACAACCCCUGCCUCCCGUCAUGAUGAAAUCUAUAAUCAUACUCUCUCCCCAUCCCCCGUUGGAAAGCAUUCCGUGCGUGGACCGGGAAGAGUAUGUGAAUAUGAAGGUGGCUGGAAAAAGCAAUCGAAACCUGCCGCAAGAGCGUCGCAAUGUAAUUCAACACAGAGUCCUCGACAGUCGGAUGCACCCUCGACCCCAGGUGCCUCAGUAAUGAACAAGCGUGCCAGAAAGUCAACCGAUAACAAGGUGCGGCAGAUUCUCAUGGCAGCAAUGCUCAAACCUCAGAGAAACCCUGGUACUGUAUGUCUCACGCCGGCACAUCCAAGAGAGGGCUCUUACAACAUAUACUAUCGUGGAGAGAAUGCCGCCAGUAGCAGCAAGCUGUGCUAUCCGAAGCAAGUUCCCGUUUUGCAGAUUCAAUGCAAAAACAUAAUCAUUAUCAAGAGGCUUGUUUUGGCUGAAUUCACGGACCGCACGCAAACUCUUGAAUGUGAUAUAUGUGGCCACAAUCACAAGGAUUGGAUUGCCGCCCUGGAUGCGGAUAUCAAAGCUAGUGUUCAGGCUUGGGCAAAGCUCCUGGAGACAGCGAUUGAAACUUCCCAAGUUCCCAAGAUUGGCUUUUCGCAGGACACACAUAGAUGGAGGAAAUGGGCCAGUGAAACAAGCGAAUUGCGCCUGUUGAAGGGGUCAUGCGAAGAGGAAAAGAUCAAGCCCACCAUCAAAGGUAGAGGAAGGUGACAGACGCUUAGAACUGCGGUUCCAGGGCGUAA